AUGAAGCUUCCAAGUGCCGCUCGUUACAUCUGGGCAGUGUUGCUCUUCAUCUUCACGGUGUGGAUUCUACUGCUGUCGUUCCCGAAGAAACAGCAUCAACUCUCGAUUACUCAUGAGUUCGGCAUCGGCUUUGACUUAAGCCCCUCAUAUGCGACUGUUGCUGUUUCCUAUCCGAACGGCUCCAUUCAGUCGAUCGCUAGGGUCGAAGGCAAUCAAUCGUACCGGGAGAUGAUGCUUCGACUAUCUCUCCUUUCGUCACAACACUUGCACCAACCUUAUUCAAACGUCGGAGAAGCGAUCCGCGACAGUGCCCGCCGGACGGUGCGGAACACCCGAAAAAAACUGGGCCUUCCUUCCUCCAGAGACGUAGGUAUACUCAGCAACAUGAUCAAUGACUUGCGAGACCAAGCGUCGAUUUCUGUUGGCGAACCUAUUUCAGCCGCAGCCAUUUCCAUCCCACAUCUCGUCGCUUUGUAUGGGGAAGACCUUCACGAUGCCUUUGAGUAUCUGUCGCUAGUCUACUUGGAGUUCUUCCCCUUCUCUAACUUCCGGCCCAUCCACGCAAGUAUCGCAGCGUAUGCGGGUAAUGGCUUAGGACUUUGCGAAGAUUACAGAGCCAUUGCAGCGUGUGAAGAGGAGGAGUUGCAUAUCCCGCCUCAGUUUGCACUCUCGGUUUCAUACACGCAUACAAGUUUGACUACGAGCCAAGCGCAUAUUUCGAAUGCAUACUAUCUCGAAGAAACCCCUACGUUAAGAAACUUGCGCCUCGGGUAUGAGUCAAGACAUGAAGAGUCUUAUUGGGAAGCAGUGCGAGAUGCACUUCAGUAUCCUGUUGUAAAUAGCCCAGUCCGAAGGAAUAUCUCCAUGGUCCUGUUAUUUGGGGAUACGACUGAGAGGCCAAGGUUCAGGGAAGUUCUGGAGCAAGUGAUAGAUGCUGUUCUGGGUGGCGACCUGGAUAUUAUUGGCCAACAGCCCGAGUUUAGUGCAGCGAUCGGAACCGCAGAGCUGGCUAAGAGGGAAAUUUUCAGGCAGUUGAAGGAGUCAAACACUGCGACUGAGUUGUAG
Molecule: messenger RNA, 1065 nt
Organism: Neoarthrinium moseri
Lineage: Eukaryota; Fungi; Ascomycota; Sordariomycetes; Amphisphaeriales; Apiosporaceae
Exons: 3
Coding region: 1-1065 (354 amino acids)
Source: RefSeq, a predicted model, not a curated record